Prorocentrum cordatum is the source of this 816-nucleotide messenger RNA. The record is from the annotation of a GenBank genome assembly. NCBI's taxonomy places the organism in Eukaryota, Dinophyceae, Prorocentrales, Prorocentraceae.
AUGGCUGGACAAAAGGCGUCGGAGAUGUUGCCCGUCGUGGGGAAAGUCAUGGAGCUCCUUCACCCUUCGACGCCGCCGAGGCAGGAGUGGAUUACAAUGCACAGGCUGAUGACCACUGCAGUUGACGCCUGGACCGCCCUUCUUCACUACAAGUCUCUUGGCAAUGAUGCGGCGUCCAGGGUUGCUUCUGAUAAAUCUGGUGUUCUUCUCAGGGGGCUGUUCGGUGCCAAGAAAUCGGUCCUUGCACAGCCCAGGCAGGCAGACGACAAAUACAUUGACGGCGUAUCCAUGCCUACGUUCCAUGCUGCGAUCGACGAGCUCAUCGAUUGCGACUCCAAGGCGAGGUACGAGGCCGCGAGGGCAGAGGUCGACAAGAUCUGGACGAUGCCGAUGGACCCUGAUGAUACCGCCAGCGGCAGCCUCAAAGAUUGCUACCAGGGCACGUUCGGCGGGAGCAAUUGGCAUGAUGUCAUCAGUGCCUCGGCGGACUACGACGUGAUUUCCAAGCAUGCUGCCAGAGCGAUCUUGUGCUUGGACCCCAUCAGGUUCAAGCUCGAGAGGGAGGGGCUGGACGUGAAGCCUCUCGCGCAGUGGGAGGUCGAGCAGGCGGCGAGGAUCGCCAAGGCGGUCGCGACCUCGCGCGAGGCAACGAUGAUGGCCAUCUUCGCGAAGUUCAAAGACAAUCGCAACACGUUGCAGUCCAAGGUGAGGCUCGAGAAGAAUGCCGCUGAGAAGUCUAAGCCGAGCAGCUGGGAGCACGUGCGCGCGUCGGUGAAGAAGUGCGCGGAGCGCGCCAUCAAGUUGCUCCCUCUUUAA